Molecule: messenger RNA, 1248 nt
Organism: Coffea eugenioides
Lineage: Eukaryota; Viridiplantae; Streptophyta; Magnoliopsida; Gentianales; Rubiaceae
Product: protein-S-isoprenylcysteine O-methyltransferase B-like
Exons: 2
Coding region: 421-1014 (197 amino acids)
Biological process (GO): C-terminal protein methylation
Cellular component (GO): endoplasmic reticulum; membrane
Molecular function (GO): protein C-terminal S-isoprenylcysteine carboxyl O-methyltransferase activity
Source: RefSeq, a predicted model, not a curated record
UAUUGCGUACGCUCUCCUCUUUCUUAUUCCCACUGCUCGUUUCCCUUGCCUUCACCACCGCUCAUCUCAUCAAAAAAGCACCUGAACCUAUUCCUCCUCCAGCAAACGUUUUCCUCCGCUUCAUCUUCCUCUUAAAUUCCCCGUCCGCUGCUUCUUGCCCCGUAAUCUUUUCCUAGAAAUCUACUACAAAUUUCCCUCACAAUCUUUCCACACACAACGAAGGGAUGUCCCUCAUGAAGCAUGUUUUUGUCAUUGACAUGCUGCAGCAGCAAUUGAUAGCUCUAAUGUGUCAUACCUCUUCCUUGAGUCUUUCAGGUCUGGAACAAAUGAAACUUUAAUUUGGCAGCUUAAGAUCGUAGAACUUGAGAUUUAAUAGUUUUUUAAGCAGAGAAUUAUUCGCUUUCAUUGGAAUUGCAUGAAAUGGCAGAAAUCUUCAAUUACACAGCUUGCAGACAAUUAUUGCAAAUGUUUUGUGCGAUCGUAUUCUUUCACGGUUCAGAAUAUGUACUUGCAAUGGCCAUUCAUGGAAAAUCAAGCAUAACAGUUAAGUCACUUUUAAUCAGUAAAAGCUAUAUCCUUGCAAUGGUUUGCUCACUGAUAGAGUACCUUAUGGAGGUUUAUUUCUUCCCGGGGCUAAAGGAACAUUGGUGGAUAAGUAAUCUUGGCCUUGCAAUGGUUGUUAUUGGUGAAAUCAUAAGGAAGUUGGCCAUUUUAACUGCUGGUCAAUCCUUCACUCAUCUUAUUAAGAUUUAUCACCAGGAGAAUCACAAAUUGGUGACGCAUGGAGUUUAUCAAUUUGUCCGCCACCCUGGUUAUAGUGGAUUCUUCAUCUGGGCUGUUGGCACUCAAUUUAUGCUUUGUAAUCCUCUAUCAACAGUCGCAUUUGCCAUUGUGGUUUGGCGCUUUUUUGCACUGCGGAUACCGUAUGAGGAGUUUUACUUGCGGCAGUUUUUUGGGUCCGAGUAUGAGGAUUAUGCUAGGCGAGUCCCCUCUGGGAUUCCAUUUGUAAAGUGAUGCAUUACAAUGUUUCAAUGGUUUUUUUUUUUACUGUUUUUUGUUGUAGUGUUAAUAGACAGGCUUGAGAUCCUGACACUGGGGGCAUAUGUACUUAAAACUUGGAAGGUUUUUCACUAGCUCCUCUUGGCUAUCUUGUAACUUGAUUUUGUUCUGCUUCUAUGUACAAUAGAUUGGCUGUUUCGGAAAACCAUUUCCAAAUGGAAAAUAUUUAGGCUGCAUUCUAUUGCUUCA